CAUGCUUCCAGUCGGUUCAGUCUCGUGCGCACCCUCGCCGCAGCUCAUCCGUCUCUGCAUGAACGCAGCCCAACUAUAAUAUACACAAACACGCUUCCGAUUUGUACUUUUUAAAUUCAAUCCGAGAAACAUGGACGACUGACUCGGGUGUGAACGGUUUAGUUGAGUGCAAUUUAGGAUGUGGAUGGAGAUUUUGCAGCACCAGCAGAUCAUCUGCUCGCUCUUUGGCGCGCUUCUCGUCGGGGUGUGUGGAAUUUUCCCCCUGCUGGUCAUCCCCAUCGAGGAGGGUGCCAACCUCAAGCACGGAGCUGCGGCCAGGACGCUGAGGAUUCUGCUCAGUUUCGCGGUCGGCGGCCUCUUAGGCAAUGUCUUCUUCCACCUGUUGCCUGAGGCCUGGGCGACUGAACAGAUCGCCUACCUCGCCAAAAACCCAGGCGAAACAAUUCAGGCGAGGACGAGCAUGAGCACGGGAAUGUGGGUGUUGGCUGGAAUUCUAUCCUUCACUGUGCUGGAGAUGGCCCUGCCGGACCAUGACGACUCGUCGGACGAGCAGGAGCACGAGAAGUCGCACAAGUUGCACCAGGAAAAGAAUUGCGAGGAGCGCAACGGCAACUACAUCUCCAGCAUGGCAGUGCUCAGCGAGAAGCACCUCACCGAGGUCAACAAACACAAAAACAACAACAAACCUCCUGAAAAGAGGGUGCAGGUUUCAGGGUACCUGAACCUGAUGGCCAACAGCAUCGACAACUUCAUGCACGGCCUGGCCAUCGGCGGCGGAUUCCUCGUUAGUUUUAAAAUGGGGGUUUUGACCACCCUGGCCAUUCUGGUGCACGAGGUGCCGCAUGAAAUUGGGGACUUUGCCAUCCUGCUCAGGUCGGGCUUUACCAGGUGGGAGGCCGCCAGGGCGCAGGUCUGCACUGCCGGCUCAGGUCUGCUAGGCGCCCUUUCUGCCAACAUCUUCAGUAUGGCUACGUUUGAGGAAAAGACCUCAUGGGUAGUGCCAUUCACUGCAGGCGGGUUCCUGCACAUCGCACUUGUGACCGUCCUGCCCGAACUGAUCGCCGAGCGGGACAAGUGGGAGUCAGCAAAGCAAAUUGCCAGUCUCGUCAGCGGGGUGGCGCUCAUUGCACUGCUCACGCAAACCUUCGACUAAUUCCGGCACCGAUCGAAGGGCACUCAAUUGUUUGGCCCAUUGUUGCCCCGGCGCCGAUUUGUUAUGUUUUGUUCUCACACGCCACGCGGUUGCGUCUUUUUGGUGGAAAUGUAUCAAAAAAAUUUGUGAUCCAAGUUUAAAAUCAGGUUAUUGUUCCGCUCUCAAGCCAUGGUGAGUUUAAAAAUAAACUCUGCGAGUUUUGAAUUAUCAAACUUGAUUAGUCGAAGUUUUGAGAGAGCAAAGUAUUUUGCUAUAAAAUUAAAGUUUUUUAUUUGUGCCAAACUGCCAAAGUUUCUGUAUUUUUUUCUCUUCGUAGUGAGAAAAUUUUAAAAUGACCUAUAUACGGCAUUUUUGAUAAGUCUAUAAUUGUAAGAAAUGUGUUGACUUUUCCCAUCUCGACCACUUCAUAACAUUGAAUCGGAACAGGCAGAGAAUUUUGUGCCUAAUUUGUGUAUAAAAACAAGUAAUUGAGCUAAAUUGUGAUAAUUAGCACUGUUUGUUUGUAGGUAGAUUAGUGUGAAGUGCAUAAUAUAUAUCAAGAGUCAGUAUUUUACCGUAAAAGUUCAUUGUUAUUUGUUGAUAAUUAUGCUAAAAUUUUUGGUAAAAAAUUAUUAAAUUGAAUUUUAUCAUGAAA
Molecule: messenger RNA, 1787 nt
Organism: Neocloeon triangulifer
Lineage: Eukaryota; Metazoa; Arthropoda; Insecta; Ephemeroptera; Baetidae
Product: zinc transporter ZIP13-like
Exons: 5
Coding region: 179-1153 (324 amino acids)
Biological process (GO): intracellular zinc ion homeostasis; zinc ion transmembrane transport
Cellular component (GO): membrane
Molecular function (GO): zinc ion transmembrane transporter activity
Source: RefSeq, a predicted model, not a curated record